AUGGCAUCAAUAGGGGAAUUCGACCCUCUCAACACCAGAGUCCCUGCAACUAAAAUAGAAGUUACCGUCUCGUGCCGAAGUCUGCUGGAUGUGGACACAUUCUCCAAGUCAGAUCCCGUGGUCGUGUUGUACUUGCAGGCCGUGGGAACCAAAGAAUGGAGGGAGUUUGGCAGAACAGAGGUAAUCGAUAACACCCGGAAUCCGGAUUUUGUCAGGAAGUUCGUCCUGGAUUUCUUCUUUGAAGAGAAACAAAAUCUACGGUUUGAUGUGUACAAUGUGGACUCCAGAAGCUGCAACAUAUCCAAACACGACUUUCUGGGCCAGACCUUCUGUACCCUUGGAGAAAUCAUCGGCUCCACAGGAGGGCGGCUGGAGAGGACCCUCUCGUAA
Molecule: messenger RNA, 390 nt
Organism: Anoplopoma fimbria (sablefish)
Lineage: Eukaryota; Metazoa; Chordata; Actinopteri; Perciformes; Anoplopomatidae
Product: copine-8-like
Exons: 6
Coding region: 1-390 (129 amino acids)
Biological process (GO): cellular response to calcium ion
Cellular component (GO): plasma membrane
Molecular function (GO): calcium-dependent phospholipid binding
Source: RefSeq, a predicted model, not a curated record